Messenger RNA from Drosophila arizonae, 2735 nucleotides. It is a transcript of the gene Dok, whose product is annotated as docking protein homolog. Gene Ontology annotation, biological process: Ras protein signal transduction; positive regulation of MAPK cascade; cell surface receptor protein tyrosine kinase signaling pathway. NCBI's taxonomy places the organism in Eukaryota, Metazoa, Arthropoda, Insecta, Diptera, Drosophilidae. Gene Ontology annotation, cellular component: cytoplasm. The record is from RefSeq and is a predicted model, not a curated record.
UAGAAUGCAACUCUGGAAGCGCAUAAAUAAAUAAAGUUACUCGAAUUGUGGGCCUGCGGUUGCGUUUAUUUUUGUUGCGGUCAAAUGUAAAUAUGAAGUGUGAAUCUCAAAUUGCAAUUCGUCAAGUAACAAAAAUCAUUAACAUAUAUGAAAACUGACAAGAUUGCAUAUUGUUAUUGGCCAAUUGAAUACGCAAACGAGAAGCAUCGGCAACGGGCCUCAACAGAAUGGAUGUUGAAAUACCUGUUUUGGCUGGAUAUCUUAAUGUUCCAACACAAACUGGAUUUUCGCUAAAUCGUAUCUCGAAAAAGAAAUCAUGCAGCCGUUAUUGUCUCCUAUUCAAAGCCAGUCGCCAUGGCAUUGCACGCCUAGAGAUAUGCGAGAAUAAGGAUGACAAGAAUCCAAAGAUCUUUACACUUGAGAAUUGCGUAAAGAUCACACAGGAGCCGCCGCCAGCGAAUCUCAUACAGAUUGUCAAGCGUAAUGUUCAACUUACGCUGAAUACGAAUAGCGAUGAGGAGCUCAAGGAUUGGGUGACAGCACUCCAAACGGUUGCCUUUUGCGACAAUAGCGGCCUACAUGCCGCCCAUGGUGCCAUCGAAGAGGAUAAUGAUCUAUAUUGCAGUUCAUUUGACGGAUUGUUUAUUAUAACUCUGAUACCAUCGGAGGCGUCUAUUCGGUGCAACAUCGAGCCGCGCACGUAUAUGCUGCAGAUGACGCCGACGGAGCUGCAACUGAAGUCGGAGGAUCUGAAUGUGACGAUUGCCAUGUGGCCGUAUCGAUUCAUUCGCAAGUAUGGCUACAGGGAUGGUAAGUUCCAGUUUGAGGCGGGACGCAAGUGCACGACGGGCGAGGGCGUCUUCACGCUGGACCACACCAAUCCGCAGGAGGUCUUCCGCUGCAUGUCCGCAAAAAUGAAGUCGAUGAAGAAGCUAAUCAGCGGCGACAGCCUCAGCAGCAUCGAGUGCGUCGAGAAUCAGUUCAGUGCCGCCGCCUGCAUGGAGCCCGGCUCGCGCAGCCCGCUGCCGCCGUCACCUUCGAGCAAUCCGCAUGCCGGCGAAUUUGAGAUGAACUCAACGCAGAGCUGCAUCUCGCUGCGCGGCUUCAUCAGCUCCAAUGAUUCGCUGAACAACUUCUCAACGAACGGCAGCGCCAACAGCAUCAGCCUGUCCGUGCCAUCGCAAGCAGCCGGCAAACACAUUCCCAACAAGCCGCCGCGCAAGCUGCCCACGCCCCUCGAGAAGCUCAAUAUGGGCCCGGCGGCAGCCGCUGCUGCGGCUGCGCUGCCAGCUCCAGCUACUGUACUGCCUGGCACAAUAACUCAAUGUGAUAAAUAUAAGAAUCUUCUGAAGUAUGAACCGGUUGCCAUAACCACAUCGUCGCCAUCGGAUGCCAACGGCAAGAGCAGCGGCUCGGCUGUGAUACUGAAGCCUGCCUCCCCAGAUCCGUUGCGUGCCGUUGCCGGCGGUGGCAGCAGCGUCGGCGGUGGUAGCCCGCCCGACCUGCCGCUGAGGAACGAGAGCUGCUGCAACAAGCUAGCGCUGGAGCGUGACUACGAGUCCAUUGAGAACAUAACCGAGGCGUGGAAGACGCGUGGCGUUGGCGACGUGCGCCACUGCGAGCGCAUACCCUCGGCCAUCAGCUGUGACAGCGACUUUGUGCGGCAGCGCUCGCAGUCGCAGCGCGACAAGCGCAAGGAUCUGAGCACCAGCGGCGCGACAAGCGGAAGCAGCACGCCCAAGAUAAUAGACAUUGAUAUUGGCGAGGGCGUGGGCGUGCUGGUGUCGCCGGAUGCCAACUACGAUCGCCUCGACUUUCUAUCGCCGAACAACAAAACCUCCAGCGGCUACAAGACCAUUGUGAACGUAACACUGCCUGCGAAUCGUAUACGCUGCAGUCCGCCGCCGCCGAAUGAAUAUGAACUGAUUGCUAGUCCCGAUACGGAAAGUUUUCGCAAGGCCGACGAUAGUCAUCUGGGCUAUGGGGUCCUGCGCAAAGCCGCCACCACAAUCAACAAUAGCAACAGCAACAGCAGCAUCAACAACAAUAGUAGUAGCAGCAGCAGUCUAACGGGUCUCUGUGCCACGCCCACGACGAACUUAAGCAACGACGCCGCCCUCGAUCAUCGCAACUACAACGGCCUCAACUAUACGAUCGUCAGCAAGCCCAAGCGUGUGUGAGAGCGCGUGCGUGAGAGUGAGAGAGAACACAGACAGAUACAUACAGACAUAGAUUGUUAGACAGAGACAGUGAGAGUUGACGCGAGAAAGAGAGAGAGCAGACUCUGAAGUCGUAGCUCUCAUGUGGAAAACAUAAACCAUUCGAAUAGAAACGAACAAGAUAUUAAUGAAAAAGACAGAGAAAGACAGUGAGAGGAAGCGACGAGCAGUGCGCAUUAUUAGACAAUCAUUUUCAUACAACCAGUGGAUCUCUAGAGCUCUCGUUGCAUUUAUAGCCCAACAGUAAACCUUAUACAAUAUUAUAAAGCGCAAGCAAAUAAAAAAAAAAAAAGAAAUUGCUCAAAGAACAGUAGAAGACAUUAGGGGUGUUUCUCGAAAAUAUGUUAAGCUGAUUCAGCUGAAUUUAUUAGAACUGAAUGAAUGUAUUAUAACCGUCUUUCCAUACUAUAGACUACAUUAACUGAUUAUUGUUGUUUGUCUCAAAUGUUUUGCAGUCACAAAUCUAUUCUUAGACUGAUCAUUUAUCAAAUUUCACAAAUUUCGUCUUUUUUUAAG